Molecule: messenger RNA, 1551 nt
Organism: Malaclemys terrapin pileata
Lineage: Eukaryota; Metazoa; Chordata; Testudines; Emydidae
Product: zinc finger protein Gfi-1b-like
Exons: 7
Coding region: 58-1068 (336 amino acids)
Cellular component (GO): nucleus
Source: RefSeq, a predicted model, not a curated record
UGGUGGAAUAGCCACCCGCAGAGGCUCCCCCACAGCGUGGAGGCUGCAGCUGCCAGAAUGCCGCGCUCCUUCCUGGUGAGAAGCAAGAGGGGCCCAAACCACCCGGGGCAGCGACUGGAGGGUCUUGGCGACCCAGCCUGGGGAGCACCCCGAGCAGGGCCGGCACCGGCCCAGCCCCCCAAGCUGGGGCAGGGGGCAGAGGAAGGGAGCAGAGCCCAUCCCAGGGCCUUGGAAAGCUGCGGGGUGCCAGAUGGGGAGGGGGCAGCCAGCCAGCCGCAGCGCAGCCCCCCUUCCGAGACGGACUUCAGCCAGAGCUGGGCCUGUCGGCCCCUGCCAGGCGUGAGCAGCCCCCCAGAUGUGUCGUUCAAGCCCUUCUGGAGCAGCUACCGUAGCCCUGAGCUGCAGCAGCUGGUGCAGAGUGUCCUGCCGCCGGCGCUGGGCUCCAGGAGGGAGCUGGGCAGGGAUGCUGAGGGGACCUCUGGCCUCCUGGGAUCUCUCCUGCUCUUCUCCAAGCCACCACACAGGUGCAGCUGCUGUGACAAGGGCCUCCCUGCAGCCCAGCACCUAGGCAGCCACCUGAAAUGCUCAACGCUCUGCAGCCACAUGGCCCCAUGGCGGAUGUGUGGACAUCCAGGCGGCCUGCAGCACCAGCCUGCCCCUCCAUGCCCGGGCAAAGGGAAGCCAGAGGUGAGGCACUUCCCCUGCCGGAUCUGCGGGAAGCAGUUCAAGCGCUCAUCCACGCUCUCCACACACCUGCUCAUCCACUCGGACACGCGCCCCUUCCCCUGCCCCUUCUGCGGGAAACGCUUCCACCAGAAAUCUGACAUGAAGAAACACACCUUCAUCCACACAGGUGAGAAGCCUCACAAAUGCCAGGUGUGCGGCAAAGCCUUCAGCCAGAGCUCCAACCUCAUCACCCACAGCCGUAAGCACUCAGGGCACAAGCCCUUUGCCUGCUCCCUGUGCCCCAAGGGCUUCCAGCGCAAGGUGGACCUGCGGCGCCACCAGGAGACCCACGGGCUCUUCCACAGCCCCGGGGGCGGCCAGGUGCUGGGCGCCCUCCGCUAGGAGCUGGGCAGGUGGGGCCCCGGCCACCCGCCCUGCAGGGGGAGCUGUGGAGGCCAGAGGAGAUACCCCAGAGUUGAGGGGGGUCCUGGAUCAUCCCCCAAGCUGCCAUCACGCCCCAUCCCCCCUCGCCUGUAAGGUGCUGCUGGGACCUGGAACCACCAUGUGAUGGAGUCGGCAGCCGGCAGGAGGACUCAGCUGCCCGUCCUUCGUGGGCCCCUCUUGCCAGCCAGACCAUGGGUCCUCCCAUGGCUGAAGGUGGGCACAGUGGGACAGUCAGGGGGCCUGUUUGGGGUGAGGGGGGAGCACCAGCCUGGUCGCCCUGGGGCUUCUCUGCAUCUGGCUCCCUGCAUGAGCAUCUCCCCGGGGGCUGGGCUGGGGCAGAGGGAGGGGUGAGCUGUGGGCUGCACCCCCCGACCCAGAUGCAGGGGAGAGAUGUGAGCUGAGAUCUGUCCUGUGCCCCAGUAAGCAGAGAUGGCUCCUCAG